Pseudozyma flocculosa PF-1 is the source of this 1719-nucleotide messenger RNA. RefSeq lists its product as uncharacterized. Gene Ontology annotation, molecular function: protein kinase activity; ATP binding. The record is from RefSeq and is a predicted model, not a curated record. Bases 1 to 1719 code for a protein of 572 amino acids. The transcript is spliced from 6 exons. Gene Ontology annotation, cellular component: spindle microtubule; spindle midzone; spindle pole centrosome. Gene Ontology annotation, biological process: mitotic spindle organization; protein phosphorylation; regulation of cytokinesis. Lineage: Eukaryota; Fungi; Basidiomycota; Ustilaginomycetes; Ustilaginales; Ustilaginaceae.
AUGCCGCCCUCGUCGUCCAUAGCGGCGCGACUGCCGCAAGCCGACGCAGCACAUGCCAGCUCGCACCAGCCACCCGCACCAGCGUCCGCUCACAACAACGACUCCCGCCUUGGCGGCGCCGGCGGCGGCGGCAGCUUCAAGCCCUCCAGACCCUCGUACCAGCAAGGCACCGCAGCCAGCGCAGCACGCAUGGCCUCCGCAUCUCACCUCUCACGCCCACCACCGGGCGCACUCACCCCUUCGUCGUCCAUCAACCUCUUCAACCCUGCCUCGGCCACCGCAGGCACCACAAUCACCGCAUCGUCGCUCCAAGCCAGCAUGAGCCGCCUCGCCCUCGACCCUACCCGCGCAGCCGGCCAUUCGACAAAGCUGGCCAUGGGCAACAUCCAGGUGCAGCCCCUAGACAAGCGCCAGAGCCAGGCCGCCCACUCGGCCAUCCCAAAGACUAGACCUCCCAGCAUCGCGCACCCCCGCCCCAUGCCCAACGCCGCUUCCUCUUCUUCCUCAUCCUCAAAGACUGCCAGGCCCACGACCCAGCAGCCGAACCAGCCGCCAGCAGCAGCAGGAGCAGCAGGAGCAGCAGUAUCAGCACAAGCAUCAGCACCAACACCAGGAUCAGCACCGGCAUCUUCCUCGUCCCCCUCAACGGCGGCUGCCUCUUCGACCGCACCCCCGAGCGCAGGCGGCGCAAAGCCCGCAGCCGUCGUCAACCUCGGUCGCUACGAUGGCGGCUUCGAGCGCGACGAGGCCCGCGGAAGGAGGGGCACCGCCCUCCUCGCCCAAGCGGCCACCAACCCGCAGGCAAAGCACGAGGUCAAGGAGAAGCUCGAGACGCUCGCAGUCAGCAGCGCAGAAACAGGCCGCGAGCACCCCCCGACGCGGCAAUGGCGCCUCUCGGACUUUGACAUGGGCAGACCCCUCGGCAAGGGCAAGUUUGGCCGCGUCUACAUGGUGCGCACGCGGAGCGGGCCGGGCAAGGGCUACAUCCUCGCCCUCAAGUGCCUGUACAAGCAGGAGCUCAUCGAGAACAAGGUGGAAAAGCAGCUCAGGCGCGAGAUUGAGAUUCAGAUGAACCUUCGCCACCCGAACAUUCUCCGGCUCUAUGGCUACUUUCACGACGAGGGGCGCGUGUUUCUCAUGCUCGAGUUUGCCGGCAGAGGCGAGCUGUACAAGAUCAUGAGCAAGAUCCCAGACUCGAGGUUCGACGAGUGCACCGCUGCCAAGUACAUUGCCCAGAUGGCAGACGCGCUCUCGUACCUGCACAGCAAGCACAUCAUCCACCGCGACAUCAAGCCCGAGAAUAUCCUCGUCGGCAUCAAGGGAGAGUUGAAGAUUGGCGAUUUCGGCUGGAGCGUGCACGCGCCGAGCAACAGGAGACAGACGCUGUGCGGCACCCUCGACUAUCUGCCCCCAGAGAUGGUGGCCGGCGACCAGCACGGCGAGGCCGUCGACCUGUGGGCCCUCGGCGUCCUGCUCUACGAGUUCCUCGAGGGCGUACCGCCAUUCGAGACGCCCGGUGGCAACCUCAACACCUACCGGCGCAUCUCGGCAGUCGACUUUGAAAUGCCCUCGCACUUUUCCAGGGAAGCCGCCAACCUCGUCUCUGCCCUCCUCAAAAAGAGGCCCGAGGACCGCCUGCCACUCAAAAAGGUGCUAACCCACCCCUGGAUCAAGCGGUACGACCCCGAUGCCUCGAGGAGAGCGAGCCGCAGUCGAUAG